CCCUCCCCCGGAAAAGCGCGGGCUGCCCUGAGGGGCCGGUUUCCCGCCCGGCGAUUGGCUGUGUGGUGGAGGAAAGGGGUGAAAGAGAAGCGAGCAGCUGUGAGUUCACAGUCUAGAGAGUGUCCGCUUCCUCGUCGGGGCUUUUGGGAAUCUCCAGGCAAUCUUGGAAGCUGUGAGUAGGAGAACCUCUUUCCCCCAGCCCGAAGCGCUAGAUCGUGGCGCUGCUUCCGGUUGGGACUGAAGAGCGCGCGCUAAGCGACCAGGCAUUUCAGCUGUCUCCAAAGACAACUUCAUGCUUACAUAAUGUAACAGAAAGAGUCAUAAAUCAUUAGGCAAAGAGAAGCGUGAAGCAUAUUCAGCAAGAUGAACAUCUCUGGAAGCAGUUGUGGAAGCCCUAAUUCUGCAGAUGUAUCUAAUGACUUUAAGGAACUUUGGGCAAAACUAAAGGAGUACCAUGAUAAAGAGGUUCAAGGUUUACAAGUAAAAGUAACCAAACUGAAAAAGGAACGAAUUUUAGAUGCACAAAGACUAGAAGAAUUUUUCACCAAAAACCAACAACUGAGAGAGCAACAGAAAGUCCUUCAUGAAACCAUUAAAGUUUUAGAAGAUCGGUUAAGAGCAGGAUUAUGUGAUCGAUGUGCAGUAACUGAAGAACAUAUGCGGAAAAAACAGCAAGAGUUUGAAAAUAUCCGGCAGCAGAAUCUUAAACUUAUCACAGAGCUUAUGAAUGAAAAGAAUACUCUACAGGAAGAAAAUAAAAAGCUUUCUGAACAACUGCAGCAGAAAAUUGAGAAUAAUCAACAGCAUCAAGCAACUGAACCUGAAUCUGAGGAAGAUAUUAUUCCAGAUUCACCGAUAACAGCCUUUUCCUUUUCUGGAGUUAACUGGCUACGAAGAAAGGAGAACCUGCAUGUCCGAUACAUAGAACAGACACACACUAAAUUGGAGCACUCUGUGUGUACAGGUGAACUGAGAAAAGAUCCAAAGUCCUCAACUCAUCCACAACACAGCCCCAGGGGAAGUGAAAUUCUAGUGGCUGACACUUGCAAUCAAAGUCAAUCUCCAAUGGCUAAAACGCAUGGAACAAGCAGUUACUCCACUGAAAAGUCAUCUUUUAAUUUAGCUACAGUUGUUGCUGAAACACUUGGAAUUCAUGUUCAGGAAGAAUCUGAAUCUCCAGGUCCCAUGAGCCCUCUAGGUCAUGAGCUCUACCAUUGUCUGGAAGGAGAGCACAAGAAACAACCUUUUGAGGAAUCCACAGGAAAUAGUGGAAAUGGUUUAAGAUUUUCAGAUUCUACUUCAAAGACUCCUCCCAAAGAAGAAUUGACUACUCGGGUGUCAUCUCCUGUAUUUGGAACCACCUCUAAUGUGAAAAAUAGUUUAGCUUUGAAUACAAGUUUGUCCCCUUCUCUUCUGGAGACUGGGAAAAAAAAACAUCUGAAAAUAGCCCCUUUCAGCAACACUUCUAAUUCUAGACCAGAGAAAAUGCGAUCAAAAUCUGAAGAUAGUGGCCUUGUCACACAGCAUAAUCUUGGGUCUAAAGGGAACAUGAUCGCUAGCCAGUCAUGUUCUAAUAAACAGAUGCUUGCAAGUCAGAGUACAAGUGAACCCACAGGCGCGCAGGAUGGCGCCGGCCAUGUUAAAGAUGCCGUCACGGAUAAACAUUUAGUGCCCCUGAAACCACUGGGAAGCAGAACAUCCAAGAGAAGGAAAACUGAGGAGGAAAGUGAUCAUGAAGUAAGCUGCCCCCAGGCUGCUUUUGAUAAAGAAAACGCUUCUCCUUUUCCAGCCGAUGGUGAUUUUUCCAUCAGUGGGGACUUUGCGGUGGAUAAACCUCUGGAUCUUUCGGAUCGGUUUUCAGCUGGUCAACGUCUGGAGAAAAGCCAAGGAGGUAGUGAGACCCCUAAAAACAGAUUUAGGCAAGUGACUCUUUAUGAAGCUUUGAAACCCAUUCCAAAGGGUUCUUCCUCAAGUCGUAAGGCCUUGAAUGGGAGUUGCGUGCUAGCCAAAGAUUCCACAGAGGAUCCCUAUGUACAGGAAUGCAUCCUCCAGUCCUUGAGUAAAUUUUCUCCAGAUAAUAAAACACCGUUACAAAUAAAAGAAGAAAACCCUGUCUUCAAAAUCCCUCUACGUCCAUGUGAAAGUUUGGAGACAGAGAAUCUUUUUGGUGACAUGAAGGGCGCUACUUCUCAUGAGCCAGUAAAAAUGAAAACCAGGUCAGCCCAUGGAGCGUGUGAACUUACAUCAGUUCUUCAGUUAAAUCCAUGCAGAAUUGCCAAAACAAAGUCUCUACAAAACAACCAAGAUGUAUCUUUUGAAAAUCUCCAGUGGAGUGUAGAUCCAGGAGCAGACCUUUCUCAGUAUAAAAUGGAUAUUACCGUAAUAGAUGCAAAGGAUGGUGGUCAGUCAAGAUUAGGAGGAGGAGAGACAGUGGACAUGGACUGUACACUGGUUAGUGAAACUGUGCUUUUAAAAAUGAAGAAGCAAGAGCAAAAGAAAGAAAAAAGUCCAAAUGGAGAAAGAAAAAUGAAUGAUAGCUUGGAAGAUAUGUUUGAUCAGACAACACACGAAGAAUAUGAAUCCUGUUUGGCAGAUAAUUUCUCCCAGGCAGCAGAUGAAGAGGAGCAAUCAUCAGCUACCACAAAGAAGCCAAACAGUAAUGGUGAUAAACAUGAUAAAAUCAAACAGAAAGCGUUUGUGGAGCCAUAUUUUAAGGAUGACGAAAGGGAGACUGGCUUACAAAAUUUUCCUCAUAUUGAGGUGGUUCGGAAAAAAGAAGAGAGAAGAAAAUUGCUUGGACACACAUGUAAGGAAUGUGAAAUUUAUUAUGCAGAUAUCCCAGCAGAAGAAAGAGAAAAGAAGCUGGCUUCCUGCUCAAGACACCGAUUUCGCUACAUUCCACCCAGCACACCAGAGAAUUUCUGGGAAGUUGGUUUUCCUUCUACUCAGACUUGUAUGGAGAGAGGUUACAUUAAGGAAGAUCUUGAUCCCUGUCCUCGUCCAAAAAGACGGCAGCCUUACAAUGCAAUGUUUUCUCCAAAAGGCAAGGAGCAGAAGACAUAGAUGUCGAAGCAAAAACAGGAGAGAGGAGAAUUUUUUCCUUUUAGUUAUUUAUAGUUAAAGUUUGGUAUUAAACACUGAUUUUUUUUUUUUUUUAGUCUUCUGUAAACUGAUUUAUAAAUCAAUUUUCUAUUGAAAAUGUUUUUAAAUGGCCUUUACCCACCACACAAGGAACUAUUUAAAAUGUGGAUGAGUUUAUGUUGUAUUUUCUUGCUUUUGCACCUUUAAAACAAUAAGGUGCUUUCAUUUUGCACUCUAACUUAAGAGGAGUUUAUUUACUUUAUUUGGUAAUACCCAAUUACAAUUUUGAAAAUAAGAGUUUUUGUCUGUGAUUUAUUGCCUUCUGAUCUUUUCUUUCCAUCUUCCCUUGAUACUUAUAUUUAGCGGCAGUGUCAUAGUAAUCAUCAGAUCUUCAUUCCCUUCAUCAGUUGCUCUUCUCUAGGUCAUAUCUGUGUCUGGCACUUAGAUCUAAAAAAAGGCUAAGUUUGAAUAGUCCAGCAGCUUUUUUGUUGAAAUGAGGGAUACUUCUCUGUAGUAAAUUCCUUCUGUGGUGAUCACGAAUAUCCACCUUUUUUUUUUGCAAUGUAAUACAAAUUAAUGUAAUUCUCUGAUCUGAUCAUAAUACUUACAUAUUUACAUCAUACUUUUUUUCCUGGUCCAGUUUUCAAGCUAAAUUUGUUGCAUUCUCUGCCCAUUGUGUUCAAUUGUAUUCUUUAUCUUGCUUGACUGAUGUUACGAACUUCCAGUUUGGCAUCAAAAUAGAUUUCUCUAUUUAGCAACUUUCUCUCCCUCUAGAGCCUAGUGUCUGAGUCAUAAGAUGACUGACCACACCUAUGUCAUCAUUUCUAGUAGCAUUUGUCAACAUCUGUUUUGUGUAUUCCUUUAAUUCAUGUCUUGACAGUAUUAUUAAAUGGGAGCAAAUGAGACUGAAUGGACUGCCUCACUAAAAUCUAAAUAACCUUAUGCUGUUGUUAAGUGUCCUCAGACAGUUCCAGCUCACAGCAGCCCUGUGUAGGAAAGAACAAAACACUGCCCACUUCCACACCAUCUU
Molecule: messenger RNA, 4111 nt
Organism: Loxodonta africana (African savanna elephant)
Lineage: Eukaryota; Metazoa; Chordata; Mammalia; Proboscidea; Elephantidae
Gene: RBBP8
Product: RB binding protein 8, endonuclease
Exons: 19
Coding region: 364-3063 (899 amino acids)
Biological process (GO): DNA repair; DNA double-strand break processing involved in repair via single-strand annealing
Molecular function (GO): damaged DNA binding
Source: RefSeq, a predicted model, not a curated record